This is a messenger RNA of Caenorhabditis elegans, 8361 nucleotides long. RefSeq names its product FERM domain-containing protein (gene tln-1). Gene Ontology annotation, cellular component: cytoskeleton; ruffle; anchoring junction. The transcript is spliced from 11 exons. Bases 8 to 2998 code for a protein of 996 amino acids. Gene Ontology annotation, molecular function: structural constituent of cytoskeleton; actin filament binding; actin binding. NCBI's taxonomy places the organism in Eukaryota, Metazoa, Nematoda, Chromadorea, Rhabditida, Rhabditidae. The record is from RefSeq and is marked reviewed. Gene Ontology annotation, biological process: cell adhesion.
AGACACCAUGGGAGUCCUCAGUCUGACGGUCUCGUCAGCCGAGAAGGGAAUCAAGAAGACGAUGCAGUUCGAGCCGUCCACACUUAUAUACGAUGCCGCCAAGCUUAUUAGGGAAAAAUUCGCGAUGCACGAUGUUAAUGCAAAUGAAUACGGAAUCUUCCGGCUCGACGAGAACCCAUCAAAAUCACUCUGGAUGGACAACGGGCGCACAUUUGAGCACUAUUUGGUGCGUAACAAGGACGAAAUCGAGUACAAGCGGAAGAUCCGUCUGCUCAAAGUUCGAAUGCUCGACGGAGCCGUCAAAACGAUCUCCGUUGACGAGUCACAGCCCGUGUCGCAGCUCAUGAUGACCGUCUGUAAUAAGAUUGGAAUCUCGAAUUACGAAGAGUACAGUCUUGUUCGAGACGAUAUUCUUAUGCAGAACGGUGGCGGCGGCGGCGGCGGCGGCGGACAAAAUGGAGGUUCCACGUGGAAUUUGAAGGAGAAGGAGAGUAGAUCAAAAAGCUCUGAUCGUGGCGGCGGUGGAAUCUAUGGGACGAUGAGAAAGAAGAAUGAGCAAAAGUUGGAGGAGCUCCGCAAAAAGUUGCAUACCGAUGAGGAACUUCCGUGGCUGGACCAUACGAAGACACUUCGAGAACAGGGGAUUACGGAGGAGGAGACGUUGAUCUUGAGGAGAAAGUAUUUCUUUAGUGACAGCAACGUUGAUAGCAGAGACCCAGUGCAAUUAAACCUUUUGUAUGUCCAAUGCAGAGAUGGUAUUCUCCGAGGGCUUCACCCUGUGGAGAAGGAGACCGCAUUCCAACUAGCCGCCCUUCAAUCUCAUAUUCAAUAUGGAGACUUUCCAUAUGACAAGCCAAAGUUUCAUUUGGAUGGACGAGAUGUUCUGCCGAAGGAGUACGCGAAGAAUAAGGAAAAUGAGAAGAAGGUUGUGGCGAUGUACAAGGAGUUGAGUGGAACGUCUGAAUUGGAUGCGAAGAGCAAGUAUGUUCACUUGUGCAGAGGAUUGAAGACUUAUGGAGUAACGUUCUUUGUGGUGAAGGAGAAGCUUCCUGGAAAGAAUAAGCUGGUGCCGAGACUUUUGGGAGUGAACAAAGAAAGUGUAAUGCGAGUUGACGAGAAUUCCAAGCAAAUCCUCAAAGAAUGGCCACUGGAGCAAGUUCGCCGAUGGGUUCCCUCUGCGAAAUGCUUCUCCCUCGACUUUGGAGACUAUCAGGACGGAUACUACUCUGUACAGACCACUGACGGAGAGAAGAUUGCUCAAUUGAUUCAAGGCUACGUAGACAUUAUUCUGAAAAAGAAGAGAACCCAGGAUCAUCAAGGAAUCGAAGGAGACGAAGGAUCUACGAUGCUUGAGGAUAUGGUCGCACCGGCAAAGGCUACGCUGGUUGCUCACGGACAGAUUGGAAGUGGACAACACGCGACUGAUGGUUUGGUGGCUGUUAGAGGAGUACUUAGAACGCCACAAGGAGGGCAAGGAUAUGGUAUUAAUGGUGCACAGUAUGGAGCUGUCAGUGGAGAGAUUACAUCGCAGGAGUUGGCGAGGGCUCAGCGCCUCCGCUAUCAGGAUAUGUACCAACAUCCACAACGUGCACUUAUCGGAACAAUCGAAGCAACCAUCCGGGCUGUGGAGGACGCAGAGAUCGAACUUGAAGCCGAGCCACAAAUCGAUAUUCCACGGUUCAAUGACGAUUAUUCGCAGAAUCGUUGGAUGGAGGAGCAACAGGCGGUGAAUAAGGAGAAUGUGAAUGAGAGGCUCGCGGCGAUGGGCGCCGCGACCGCUCAGGUCGUUCAAUGGACCGCAGUCGAGGAAUACGACGAUCGCGUCGGAACAGCCAUCGCCACGAUCGGCUCGAACCUUCCAGAUGUUAGCAGAAAUGUUCGCGAUCUUGGUGCAUUCAUGGAGCACCGGGAACGAGGCGAUCUUCUCGAUGCGACAAAAAAACUUUGUGGAGCGUUCGGCAAAUUCUUGAACACAGUUAACCCGGAGACUGAAGCGCGAAGGAACGAGGUGUUCAGGACGGCCGGGCAUGUUGGAGAAACAUCACAACACUUGAUCAACGUCAUGGAGGCACCAAACGAAGGUCAGCAGAAAUUCGAUGAACGGCUGGUGCAGAGUGCGAAGAAUGUGGCCACUUCAACGGCUCAGCUGGUUUUGUGCGCCAAGACCAUCUCCGCCGAAUGCGACGAGCCGCAAGUCCAAGAGCGCGUCAUCCAGUCGGCCACAAAAUGUGCAUUUGCCACGUCACAACUGGUAGCCUGCGCCCGAGUCGUCGCACCGACGAUCGACAACAACGCCUGCCAGCAACAACUCUCCACAGCCGCCACAGAAGUCACCCAAUCUGUCAAUAACCUGCUUCACGACGCAGAACACGCCGUCUACCAGCAGUCGAGCCUUACAGAUAUUCAUGAGGCUGCUCGCCAAGUCACAAGUGCUCUUGACAGUCUGUUGGAGCACGCAAAAUGUAGUCCGAAGACUCAGACAACGAGACGUGAAGAGGAGGAGAUGUAUAAUGAAGUGUUGAGAAGAACCAAUAGAAUGGUCGUGCAUCAGGGACCAAGUGAGGAUCUCACUAGAGAAGCUCGCAAGGUAGUCCGACACAGCCAACUGCUCACCGAGCAAUUCCAACACGAAGCUCACCAGCGCCCCGAGCACCGUGAGCGGCUUCUCGAUGCAGCUGCGAAGGUUGCUCACGCAACGUCUGAAAUGAUUUUGGCAACCGAGCAAGCAGAAUCACAGCCGAGACAAGUCGAGACCGAAUACGCACUUCGGACUGCGGCCGAGCGACUUGGCCAAGUGACCAAUGAGACGACACAAGAGCAACAGGAGCAGCAUAUCAUGCAACGAUUGGAGCAGGCUGCCAAACAGACCGCUUAUGAUGCAACACAGACGAUAUCGGCGGCCAAUUCAGCAAAGAAGAAGCAGCAAGAGCACAAGCGCACCGAGACCACUGAACAGCUUCUAGUCGAUGAUUCGCACACGAUUUUACGCAUUCGUUAAAUUUGAAUAUAUAUUCUUAUACAUAUUCUUUCGCCCCGGUUUUCUAGAAUCUUCUAGAAAACAUUCAAAAUUUCAUAUCUUCUUGCCCUUUCCUUUUCCAUAAUUUUUGAACAAAAUCAAUAUUAAUCAAUAAACCAAUAAAUCAAUAAAUCAUCGACUAAAAGCCUUUUCACUGAGUUUUGACCCCCCAACCAGAACCCCUAGUGGAUACCGAUGUCAUUGAAAGCAGAUCGUACAAGGAAAAUCUGGUGUAUGAGUCUACACAGACCGCCGGGCACCUGCCAAACCUCAUCACCUCCAUCCGUGAAAGCCAGAAGGUCGACAACACGCCUGGAGAGAAGUUCAAAGCACAGAGCCGCCUCAUCCGUGACUCCUACAAAGUCCUCGAAACAUCCGUUCGACUCUUCGAAACGGCAAGAACAGCGGUCCCAAUGGUUUCCGAUAGUCAUCUUGCAUCUUCUUUGGAUCAAUCUGCGAAUCGUCUUGGUACUUCUCUUGCCGAUCUUCGCACUUCUGUCAAUGAUGCUCAGCAGCUCAACUUCUCCCAACAGCUCUUGUAUAGUGAGGAGCUUAUCAAGGAGCUUGAUGAUCAACUGGUUAACACUCAGAAAAGAGCCAUUGCUAGGGAGCUUCCACCAAUCCAGAAUGCCACGUCGUUCAGUGUCUCGUCGAAGUUGAUGGCUACCACUAGCAAUGUUGGGUCAGGAGUUGCCCAGCUCAUCACUGCUGCUGCCACGUCUAAUGACGACAAAUACGUCGGAACGUCUGCUGUGGAACUUGCUCAAGGACUCAGAGACUUUACGGAUGCUAUCACUGAAAUUGUCACGGUUCGUACUGACAUCCAAUUAGACAAGCUGAUCGUCAGCGCUCGUUCGGUCGUCCACGAGUCUGGAAGAGUCUUCGACCGGGUUCGUGAGAAGAGUGCUCCAACAGUGCUCACCGAUGCCGCCAUGAAUGUGUCGACUAGUUUGAAGCAAGUCAUCUCGUGUCUCCCGGACACCAAGCACAUCGAAAAAGCGAUCCAUGAGAUUCAAACAGCUCAUACCUCUGCAAACAUCCGACCAAUGGAGGUUCGUCAGGCAGCCAACAAGUUCAUCGAAGCGACUUCCCAGCUGGUGGUCACUAUCGGAUCUCCAGAUAGCAGAGAAGCAGUUGAUAUCUUCGUUCGGGCCUACUGUGAUCUUCACGGAUCAGUGGUCGCCCAGCUUCAACGCCAGUCUAACAUGAACAACGUCAAGACGGCAAUCAUCGAUCGAUUGGAGGAAGCUCAACGUGGAUCCAUUGGUGUCUUGGAGACUCUCCGCCAAGCCGGAAAUCCAUCCGAUCAUACUCUUUCUCAACAGUUCACUUCAAAGACUCGAGAACUCGCAACAACCGUCAACCAGCUCGUCGAGUUGUCCGGAAUGGACGGCGGUGAGAGCAGAUGGCAGAGAGAGUGCGACGCGGCUCUCCGACGUAUUCAAGCAGUCUACCAUGUUACUCAACAUGCAAAUGUUCCACUCAACGAUAACGGAUACUUUGCAUCUCUUCAAUCAGUCUCCGACGGAUCCAGAAGACUCGGAGAGGCUAUGACCGGAAUGGCAAGACAUGCCAAGGGAAAUGACACUGAAGGAUUCUGCACGAGUGUUCGCGAUUCUGCGGAUGCUCUCUGCUCAUUGGCCGAGUCGGCGUCUCACUCCGCGUACCUCGUCGGAAUCUCCCAUCCAGCAUCUUCCCCCGGACGUGCUGCACUGAUUGAUUCAUCUGAAGUCGCAAGAAGUGUAGAGUCAAUCAACGCUUCGUGCCAAAGAGUCGAAUCGAGACAGUUGAACCGUGAAGAGCUUAUGAGCGAUAUCUCAUCCAUCACCAAACAAUCAUCAUCUCUAGCUCAACUCUGCAGGAUUGCCUCUGAAAAGACCCAGAAUCCGAAUGUCAAGAAGCAUCUUGUCGGCUGUGCAAUGGGUGUUGCCUCAAAGACUUCCAGCUUGGUCACUGCCUUCAAGGAUCUCGAUAGAAUGCCCGAUGCGGAAAGUCGUUGCACCUCGAGCGCUUCGGAGCUUCGCCAAGUCGCCCUUCAACUCCUUCAUUUCGCUGAUAAGCCAGACUUUGCAGCGAUUCAAGGAUCCAUCUCAACUGAAGGACACUCUGCUCAACAACCGAUUCUUCAGUCGAGCCGCGAAAUGUUGGACUCCAGUGCUCAAAUGAUUCAGACCGCCAAGUCAUGGGCAUCCGCGCCGCAAGACGAGGCGACCUGGCAGAGAAUGGCUGUGAAUAGCAGACAAGUUUCCGAUUCGAUCAUGCGAUUGGUCAAUGCUAUUCAUGAAGCUGCUCCAGGGCAGAUGGAGUUGGAAGCCGCGAUUGGAAGACUCUCCGCACUAUCCGGACAAAUUGAGAGAAGCGCGAUGGAUUGCUAUGCUAGUGGAAAUGUGCAGAAACAUGGUGCAAACGCAGAACGUCAGCUUCUCCAACAAGUUCAACAUAUUGCUAGUCAGCUCGAGGACAAGGUUGAUGAUCUUCAUAAUGCCGCGGUAGAACAUGGUGAACGUCUCCCGAAGGUGGUUCAACUGCACUGUCAAAUGGUUGAGGAUCUCGCUGAUGCUGCGUGCUGUGCAGCUGGAAUGACUGUUGAUAGCAACCAACAAACGGAACUUUUCGACAAGUGUAAGACGGUAGUCGAGGCAGAACUUGCGAUGAUGGUGGCUAGCCGUGAAUCCGGAGGAAAUCCAAAUGCAGUGCAUGCUCAUGCGAAUGUUAAGGAUGCUGCUGGACAGUUGAAGCAUGCCAUCGGCGAUAUGAGACAAACGAUUGCCAAGGUUUCCAGUGAACAGGGAGCUGUGCAAGGAAUGGUUGAUACAAUUUCUUCAUCGAUUGCUCAUACCGAUGUUGCCGUGAGCUCUGCGCAUCCAGGAUCUUCCUUUGCCGACGCUCAAACCAGAAUGACCGCCUACCUAGAGGAUAUUCGUAGAACUGCUAUUGAAAUGCCAACGCUUAACACAACGGAUCUUGGAGCAGCUUCUCUGAACCUCAGCGAAAAGUACCGGUUGGUUGCUGGAGACGUUCGCCAGGCAGCUGGAAUGCUCCCGGAAGCAGACAUCGGACAACGUCUGAAGCUAGCAGUUCAGAAGCUUGGAACAAGCUGCAUCGAAACCGUCACAGUCGCCGGAGGAAAGAGGGCUCAUCCCGAAGAUGAGAGAAUCCAACGUCAGUUGAGCUCUCAGGCAGGAACAGUUGUGGAGCGUGUCGAGCAAGUUCUCGCUGCACUUCAUUCAGCGUCUCGUGGAACACAAGCCUGUAUCAACGCCGCGAACACCGUUAGUGGAAUCAUUGGAGAUCUCGAUACCACCAUCAUGUUUGCCACCUCUGGAUCCUUGAACUCUUCCGACGAUCGGAAGUUCCCAUCACACAAGGAAGCUAUCGUGAAGACAGCGAAGGCAUUGGUUGAGGACACGAAGGCUCUGGUUGCCGGUGCCGCUUCCAAUCAGGAACAGCUAGCUGUCGCCGCUCAGAAUGCAGUCCGCACAAUUGUCAACCUAUCUGAUGCCGUGAAAACUGGCGCUGUCAGUCUAUCAAGUGAGAACUCGGAGACUCAAGUCCUUGUGAUCCACGCGGUUCGUGACGUUGCCGCAGCGCUCACCUCUCUGAUUCAAGCCACCAAGAACGCCUCGGGACUUUCCCUUCAACAUCCAGCAAUGGGACAUCUCAAAGAUGCGGCAAAGGUUAUGGUUUCCAACGUUGCUCGUCUCCUCAAGACGGUGGCCACUGUCGAAGAGAAGAAUCAACAGGGAACACGAGCAGUCGAGGCAGCAGUAGAUGCUAUUGGCUUUGAGAUGAAGCAAUUCGAGCAUGAUCUCAAUGAGGGAGCCGCUAUCCCGACAGACUUCCGCCCGGAGCAUCUUCAACAAACCGCCGAGCACGUGUCAGAGAUCACGAAGCGUGUGAUGCAAGGAGCCGACGCACCACAAUCUGAGGAGGAGAUCAUCGGAGUUGCGAACCUCUCGAGAAGUGCCGUGAGGUCCCUGCUCGCCGUGGUGCGAACCAUCAGUAACGACGCCGAUACCGCACCACAGCGAUACGCAGUGCUGGAUUCGGGAAGAGAUGUGGCGAACAACGUGAAGAGCCUUCUAGUCUCACUUCACACUCAGAUGGUUCGGAAUCCGGGACAGGAAGAGUCUCGACGCUUGCUUCUCGAAGCAUCGAAGGGUGUCUCGAGUGCCCUGUCGCAUUUGGUGGGCCUGUGCAAUGAGAUGACCGGUCUUCCACACAAUCACGAGAUGGAGUCGGCGGCCGCGCAGGCCGAGAACGAGUUGUUGGGUGCCGCAAGCUCGAUUGAAGCCGCCUCGGCGAAGCUUGCAGAGCUUAGACCAAGGCAGAUUGUGCAGGAGAACACGCAAGAAAUCGUCGAAACAGAAUUCGACGACAACAUCAUCAUCUCGGCGAAAGGAAUACUUCACGCCGUGCACACACUCAUGAGAUCAGCCUCAAAUGCUCAACGAGAGCUCGCGAUGCAAGGUCGAGCGGCGGCAGGCGGCACAGGUACCUAUCAAUGGUCUGAAGGCCUGAUCAGUGCGGCUCGUGUCGUCGUCGCCUCGGUUCACAAGCUGUGCGACGCCGCGAAUACGCUGAUGAAGGGACAAACGACCGAGGAACGACUCAUCUCGGCUGCCAAACAGGUGUCUUCGUCGACGGCGCAACUUUUGGUCGCGUGUAACGUGAGAGCCGAUCCCGAUAGUCAGGCGAAUCGGAGAUUGCAGGCUGCUGGGCAGGCUGUUAGGAACGCCGCCGAACGCCUAGUACAAUCAGCUCAACAAGAAAUGAUCGCGCGCGACGAUCGGAACAUUGCAAUCUCGGACCGUCUCGUCAACGGAAUCGCCCAAGUGAUGGAUGCUCAAGAGGAAGUUCUGCGAAAAGAACGAGAACUCGGCGAGGCUCGGCACAAGCUGGCUCAUCUCAAUAAGGCUCGCUACGAGCGGGACGGCGAAGAAGCUUAAGCUUGUUUAUUGUUUUAUUGAUUUUUCUUGGAUUUUUCUUUCAAAUUGCCACGUGUCAAUUCUUGAAAAUUUAAAAAUUUAAAAAAUUUAAAAUGUAAUUUUGUCACUUGGCAAUCGAUAUUAUUAAUUUUAAAAUAUUUUAAACCGGUUCCACGUGACAAAAACUUUUUUGAAAUUCUUGUUCAAUUUGCCACAUGUAAAUUAAAAUUUUAUCGAUUUUUCCAAUUACGCGUGGCAAUUUGUCCAAUUUAUUGAUUUUUUUCUUCUUCUCCUCACAUUGACUAUAUCGAAUGGUGCAACAAAACUUUGAUUACAUGUAUUUAUAUCGAUUAUUUUCCGCCUCACCCCGCUCUGUUCUGUUAUUUAUGUAAUAUUUUAUUGAUUUUAUUAUAAUGA